AUGUUUACAAUCACAAAGCUUUCCCACCACGAGUGCAGUAUCUGCCACAAAUGCUACACAAACAAGAAACUUGUAGCCAAGUGUAAAGUUCAGUGCCUGGAAAAAGUUUAUAAAGAGAUGAAUAACACCCAAAGCUUGCAAGUUGCUUCUGUUUCUGAGCAGAAAAGUACCAACAUGAGCAUUAACAAGGAUAAUAAUCCUUCCAUUAUCAACGAAAUUGAUGAGCCCAUGUAUGAUAUUGAGCAUGAGUAUUCUAUGGAAAAUGAUUUGGCAAUCAUAGAUGUUACUGAAAAUACCAUUGAUGAUACUUCUUCUCAGUUGGUCUAUGACUUUAGUGCUCCUGUUCCUGUUUCUGGCUAUGACGAUGCAAAGAAUCUUGAGCUUAUGAAGAUCAUAAAGGAGUUUGACAUUUCCCAGAAGGCUCACAUUAGUCUGGCAAAAAACUUCAAUGAAAUUCUCAGCAGAUCAAGUGAGAUAUCAUACAGAGCUUGCACUCUCUACCUUGAUACCAAGCUUCUUUCUCGAUUUCUUGGUGUUGAUGAGGAGACAUACCACGUUUGUUGCAAUGGGUGUAUGCUGUACAACAAUGAUCAGCAAACGGAGUGCCCAUAUUGUGAUAAAGCCUGUUACAAGACUGGUGAUAGAAGCCAAGAUGCUGGUGAGGAUCCAAUUCCUGCCAGCACAAUGAUACAGCUUCCUCUGGAUAGACAGCUUGCAGUUGCUUUGGCCAACGACCGCACCAGAAAAGAGAUGUUUAAGGAUGGCUGCCGCAUCUGCCACGUUGUGGGUCGAUCUCCUGGCCAUGGCCAAUAUUUUCGAAUGCCAUCUGCCAUCACCAUGUGCACACUGGAAAGUUUCAAGCACUUUGAUGAGGUGGCCUCAUCUAGCAAAAAAGGGUUAACUGGCCAAUCUCCCUUCUCCUUACUGGAUUCCUUCUCUGGUCUGUUCUUCUUUGCAUUAGAUGAAAUGCAUGACAUUUGUCACGGCAUUGGCAAACAGGUCUGGGGGCUCAAAGAAAUUGGUACUGCCAUGGUAUCAACCAGAAGAAGUAUUCUGACAUCUUUCCACGGUGCAUGGAUCAGCAUUGCAACAAGAUCAGGAUACUUCCGGGCUGUGGACUGGGCUGACUUCAUCUUGUUUGUUAUCCCCACGCUUGUGGCAGAGCAUGUCCGUGACCAAGCUGCCCGUAAGGCAUUGCUUGACCUGGUGCAGACAUGCAACCUACUCAUGAGCUGGGAGUUAUCAGCAGAGGAGAAAACCUUGAUCAAAACAAAUCUUGUUGCAUGGAAUGCGUAUCUGGAAGCCUCGCUAGCUAAAGGAGAGGUCCAGCUCAAGGUCUUUACGAUCAACCAGCACCUCCUGCAGCACUAUUCCGCAAUGAUAGAAGCGUAUGGUCCCCCCAGAGCGUAUAGUGCACGAUCUGUCGAGAGGGCGAUUGGGGAAUACUCACGAGCAAUAAAGACAACAGUAACAGCAACAACUGUCCUUCAGUAUGACAAUCCCUCUGCUGGUUGGCUAAUUGACCAAGAAGGUAGUAAUGUUGGUACUGAUUCUGACAUUGAGUUCUGGGGGCCUUUGAGGAACAGAACGAUUGUUGAUAGUUUUGGAGGCAUUUCUUGUCUUCCAGAGCUUCUUCAAAAGUUCUACAGAUCAAAGGGGAAAGAGUGUAGUAUGAUUGAAGCAGCCAUUAAAACAAGUUGUAAGGCAUUUGUAAAUGGUUGUGUUAUUGACUCUGCACUCGACCAUAAUUGUGUAAGAGAGGCACAUAAUGUCAGACUUCAGGUUCAGGUUAAUGAGAACUGCAACAUUGGGCAAAGCUACUCUCCAGUCUACAAGGAUUUCUUUGGGAAGAUUGUCGUUUUCUUUGAGCACAAGCUCAACAACAAGAGGUGGCCACUUGUCCUUGUCAAUGUUUAUGCAGUUCGUUUAGUAAAUAGUAUACCAGCAAUCAACAAUGGGCAAAUGAAGCCAAUGGUAGUUCACCUGGCAGAUGUCAAAGAAUUAGUUGGUUUGGUGAAGUCAGACGCGACUAUAAGCACAAUAACAACAACAGCAACAACAUAUGUAGUGUGGCCAGAGCUUAACCACAGCCCAAAACUGUCACUUGGUUCUCUUGCAGACUUAUAA
This is a messenger RNA of Phycomyces blakesleeanus NRRL 1555(-), 2127 nucleotides long. RefSeq lists its product as hypothetical. The record is from RefSeq and is a predicted model, not a curated record. The coding region runs from base 1 to 2127 and encodes 708 amino acids. The transcript is spliced from 7 exons. Lineage: Eukaryota; Fungi; Mucoromycota; Mucoromycetes; Mucorales; Phycomycetaceae.